Lymnaea stagnalis (great pond snail) is the source of this 5205-nucleotide messenger RNA. The record is from the annotation of a GenBank genome assembly. Lineage: Eukaryota; Metazoa; Mollusca; Gastropoda; Lymnaeidae.
UUGCAACUUACAUGGCGAAUUUAAGUUCAACUGUAAUUGCCCAAGCCUUGGGGGACCAAAGAAAACAGAGGUUGCUUUUACUUAUAUCAUUAUACUUGAUUGGAGCUCUAGUAAUCUACUUCUACAUCUAUGACAUCUUAGUUCUAACCAUACUAGCCCUGACUUUUUGGUACGCCUAUGACCAUAUCAAGGCUUACACCAGAGACUGUUUGGAUCCUCAGGGGAAAUAUGUUUAUAUAACAGGAUGCGACUCCGGUUUGUAUUUUUCUUGCCUAUCAUUUAUCAUGUACUUGUAUUUUUCUUUUCAAAUUGGGGUGUGUGUGGCUAUGUAAUUUGUUGUGAAUAAAUUCAAGUUUAUUAAAUGUAUAAAUUUACUGAAGGAUAUACAAUCAAAUAUAAACUAAUUUAAAGUUAAUCAUGGGUAUGAGAUUAUCUGGUUUAAUUCAAAAGUGACUGUUAUUUUCUAUUAAUAAUUUUUUUUUCUCUUUUUGUAACCAGGAUUUGGUUUAGAAGCAGCAAAAGCCAUUCGAGAUCUGGGCUUUGGCGUUAUUGCCGGUUGCCUUGAUGACAACAGUCCAGGUGCUAUAGAACUGAAGGCCAGGCCAUGGGUAAAAAAAAUUGAAGUUGUCAUCCUAGACGUGUCUAAUGAAGCCAGUGUACUAGCAUGUGCUAGAGAGGUCAAGGACAUCUGCCGUGAUCAAGGUAGUAAAACAAAAUGUUAUUUUAAGUUAAAUUUAGAAGUUGCAUUUACAGGUUUUAUACACAGGUUUUAAUUUUUGUGACUUGGAGCAGUCUCAUUACCUUCUCUAUUAUACCUUAUAGUGUAAUGUUGAGACUGUAGCCUUACACCAAAGAGGUAGUGGGUGGAAUUUAAAUUGUCUGACCAAAAAAACUUUGCUUAAGUUUAAAGUACCAGGUGAAUAUACACUAAUUACAGCACCCAAGAUAAGUUAGUUAGUUCCUGUUGAGGAUUUUUUUAAUAAGCUUUUUAUAACCUCAAUUAACAUUUUAACUUAUUCUCAAGUUGUUAUGCAAAACAAAUAACUGAUACUUUUGCGCAGCUUAUCAUUCUCCCUAUUUAACUAUACACAUUCUGUUUUUCCUUUUGCUAGGCCUGUGGGCUGUUAUUAACAAUGCUGGCAUAAAUUGCAUGGGCCCUGCUGAGCUGGUCACCAUGGAGAUGUUUCACAGGUGUGCUGAGGUGAAUCUGUUCGGUGCCAUCAGAGUUAUUAAGUCAGUCCUCCCCUUGAUUAGACAAGCUGAAGGUUUGUAUACAAUGAUGGAAAUGGAAAGAGUCAUUUGCAACCAUUUUUAAUAAUUCUUAAUUUCAAAUUAAUUUUAUUUGGAAAUUAGUAACAUAAAAAAUUGUGUAUGUCUACCAACAUCAUUUAAAAAUAUUGUAAGUAUUUUAUCUAGAGACAUAAUUAAAUUACUAUUAAAAAGAAUUUUAUGUAAUGUCUUAUGUUUCAAAAUUUUGUUUUUGUAUGUGUCACUCUUUUUGAACAAAAUUAACAUUUUUAAAUUAAAAGCUUAACGCUUAAAUUUGUUAAGUUUUUUUCAUCAAUUUUUCAUGCAUUACUUACUAUCUUGUUAAUUAUGGGACUUAAUGCCAAUCUGGUAGGUGUAACUAUAUAGUCAAUGUACCUUCUUAUGUGGCACUUUAUGAAAGAAACUGUCUUUGUACACCCUUGGACCAAUGCUAGUUACAUUGAACGAUGUUUUAGCACCAUCAAAACCGUCCUAAGAAAUGGGGACUCAAUCAUGGAGGCAGGAUGCAUUCUAAUUGGGUAAUCUGACUGUUUUAACCAGCUAGCAGAGGAGCUUCCUGACACUUAAUCUGUCCUUUGCUUAUCUCUUAAGAUUUACUUUGACAGCUAGUAACAAGGUCCAAGACUUACCUGGCAUUUUAAGAAAUUCUGCUUUGAAUAUGACAGAAUGCUUCAAGGUAGUCUGAAAAUAUCCGUCAUGCCAUUCAACCUUGACGACACUCUUUGCUGUAAAAUUUAUGAUUUUUAUUUUCGUUUUGAAUGCCUACCAGAAGGCGCUUGUCCAUUUUAUAAUUGCAAAUGUUUGGUAAUGUAAAAAAAAAAUUAACAUCGGUCACUGUAUCUGUGGGUUAAAAUUUUAAAUAUUGCUUCAUUUUUCACAGGAAGAAUUGUCAAUGUUACCAGUGAAAGGGGUUUUAACCCUUGGAAGGACAGCUCACCUUACUGUGCAACAAAGUUUGGCCUCGAAGCGUUCUCAGCCUGCCUGCGCAGAGAGAUGGAAGUUUUCAAAGUCAAAGUAAUCACUGUGGCGCCAGGCGAGUUUGCUGGAGCCACCAGUAUUGCCAAGCAAAAAAUGGUAAUGUUAAUAUUUAAUAUUAAAAAUAUGACCCAUUAAGUCAGCAGUUUCAAAAUUAUCUUUUUUUAAUCUCACAUUGAAAAUUGCUUUUCCCCAAAUUUUCAAACAGAGAUAUCUAAUACCGGUAAUAAACUCUUCAAGUCUAAUCUCCAUUGAUUGAUACAGAAAUUUUUUUAACAGGCACGUUAACAAUCCAGGUAACAAAAGUCAAUUUCCAUUUUGAGCAGCCAGGGGAACAAGUCAAUCAGGCUAGAGGCCAAAGUUCAAGCCCUACCUUGCAUUGCCUUGUUUGAAACUUAAUGGAACAAACCAGGAGGAUAACACUUAUUUAAACAAAUGAAUUUUUAAGUCAGAUCUUCCCCUGGGCCAUUGUGGUUCAUCAUUCCUUUUUUUAAAAUAUUCUGAGCAAAAAUUUAAAAUUUACCAUUCAUUUGUCAGAGAUUUCUGUAGGAUCCAAUGACUUAUCCAUUACUUGUUCAGAAUGAACAGCUGAUAGAGAAACUCUUGCAGUCCCGCUCAGCACUGUCCCUACAGGAGCAGCAGGAGGCCUACACCAAGGAAUCUGUGACUGACAUCAGUGCAAGGAUAGAGGCCGCCGUGAAGAAAUCGUGCAGCUCCUGUGAGCCAGUUGUUAGUGUGUACAUCGACGCUGUCCUUAACGCAGACCCCAAGAGGUGCUACUUGAUCCAUGGUUUCAAGAGGCAGUGCCUGGAUCCUUUAAUAGUAAGUCUCGUGUCGUAUCUAUUCCAGGGCUGUGUGAUAUGAUGAGUAGGCUGCUGCAGACUAGCAUAAAUGAGGUACGGUUUUAUGAGGAUGUAACCAGAUAUAUUUAAAAAACAGAAACAAUUCAAAAUUGCAGUCUGGUUGUUGUUUUUUUAAUCAUGAAAUGCAUAUGAAAUUUAAAGUUUGAGUUAGGGACUAUUGUUCUCUCAAAGCUCCACAAAAUUUAAACAAACCCCAGGUGGGUAGUGGACACAAACAUAGUUUAGUUUACGAUUUUGGUCUCCAUAUUUUGAUCCGUUACAUAUUUAAAAACUGAAAUACUACAUUGGAAGAAAAAAAAUGAGGCAGCUAAUUUUAUGGCUUUUGAAAAUAUCUUUUUAGUUGAAUGUGUUGCUUCAUGACUGUCUCGCUGUAUGUGUUGUUUCCUGAUUGUCUUGCUCUAUGUUUUAUUUCAUGAGUUUCCUGUUGUAAUUGUUUGGGGUUUUUUUUUAAUGAUUGUCCUAUUGUAUGUGUUGUUUUUUGAUUGUCCUGUUGUAUAUCCACAGAUCUUGGCUCGCUGUCGUCCAUUUAUACCAGAGAAAGUUGUCCAUGUCGUUGAAAAAAUAUUGUUCUCAAUACUUGGAUAAAUCAUCACUGCUUCAAAAAAUAAAAAUGGCACAGUUUUGUCAGGGUUUAUCAUAUACCUUGUCUAGAUCACAUUUUUGUCAGGUUUUGUCUUGUACAUUGUUGAGAUCAGAUUUAUUUUGUUACAAAAUGUGACUUUGGUCAGGGCUUCCCCAGUUGUUGGGUUUUUUUGUUUUGUUUUUUUGUUUUGUUUUUUUUUAAAAUAAAAAUUCCAUUUUGCUUGGCGCAGAAGUGUGCACUAAACCUUAAAAUUUAGAAAAUUGUAUUUUGGCUGUAAUUCAAAUACCUCCAUAUUUUAGGGAGCUCAUUGUUUGUUUUUUUACACAUCCUUGAAAAUUUCUACAAAGACACUUUAGAUAUAGAGUUUUAACCUCGUGAUCUAGAUCAGUGGUUCCCAACCUGUGCUCUGCAGAGUCCAAAGGGCUCCUCGUGCACUUCUCAAGUGUUUCAUGUUGGGUCUAGGAAACUUCUGAGCAAUAUCAACUUGUCAAACAGAGUAAGCCUGACCAGCUUCCCUCAAUACAAAGUGAUUCUAAAGAAUGUCUCAGUAAGUCAAAAAUACUGGGAACCACUGACCUAAAUUGACAUUUUGGAGAGCAGCGGAGCCAAUGUGUAUAUAUAUCUUCUGAAUUAAAAGGUAGAUGUAAGCUCAAAAAGAAGAGCUGCCCCACCGCUCAGCCUAAUGUCUAUCAUAAAUUACCUCCCAUAUCAAAUCAACUGUUUUGUCAUCUAAAUGAAUAAUUAAUAACUCCCAUAUCAUUAACUAUCUUGACCUAAGCAUCUUUAUUCAAGCAAGUUACCUUGGAGUAACUUCAAUUUUUUCCUCCGCAAUAUAGUUCAAAAUUAAUGUGGCAAUGUGAGACGUUACUUUUGGUUAGAAAGAACAGAAACUGCAUUUGUUUUUCACCAUAACAAUUUUCCGAGGCCCAUUUUUUUAAUACAUCUGUUAAUGUCUUUUUAAUAAGUUUAAACCAGUUAAAAUUAAGGAAAAGAAAUUAAAUACGUUGACAUUUUUGAAAAACGUGUUUUUAAAACCCAUUGCCAAUCCAUUCAACGAGACCAGUUAAUUGCCCAAAAGGCCUAUGCACCACGUUUGUUAGUGAAUAAGUGUUGUACAGAUGAUUAAGUUAUGUAAUCAUUAGAUUUACACAGCAAUUUUAUUAUCUUAAAAUUCCUUACCUUGAGCCUCAUCAUGGCAAGUAAUUUGUUUUUAUAUAGUUGUUUAUGUAACAAACUUUCAGCUCCAUGUUAGAAACUUGUUUUCCUUGCUUUUAUUUAACUGCUAUUAUUGGUAGCAGAGAUUUUGCAUAAAAAUGUUUCUCUUUGACUGCCAAAUCAAUGAAAUGCUUUGUUAAGCAAUUUGUGUGGAAUUAGUUGUUACUGCUUACACAUUUUUUUUUUAAAAAUAAGUUGCACAGUUUAUAGCAACAGGGUAUUUGAUCAUAAUUUUAAAUAAUUUAGUUUUCAAUUUAAAAUUUCUGUAAAAACAUUUCUUUAUGCUUCAGCAUGUAAAAU